AUGCCAACACCGCUCAUGAGUACCACCAAGUUGAAGACUUUAAAUCCUGAUUCAAGUGAUACCAAUCAGCUAGGAAAUCAGAUCACGGAUACUCCAAUUACUAGUGUACAUCCAAUUGACACAUUGUCUAAAAAGCUCCGCCAACAGGCGUUGGAGUUGACACAUGUGUAUGAAGAGCUGGAAAAGCAAAACUUACAGAUUGAUAGUUAUAAGAAACAAGUUCAAGACCUGAAGCGACAGCUGGAAAUGAUGCGAGAGCAGCAGAGGAAAUAUAUAGACAAUAGCUUGAAAACACCGUCUGGAUCGCGCACGAUAGCUCUGGACCAGCAGAAACGUGCGACACAGUUGAUGAUUAGCAAUGAUGCGUCAAUCGGACAGAAGCGAGAAGAGUUAGACCGCAAGGUCAAGGAAGCCGAAAGCGAAAAGAUGAAGUAUCAAGUAGCUGCUAAGCGGAUCGAAAAAGCGCUGGCAGAGCUGAAAGUAUUUCAAAACACUCAAAUAAACAACCUACUUCCGUUAAAUGAUACAUCAGAUCAAGAGAAAGACGAAGCGAUCGAUAUCAAAGGGAUUGUUAAUGAGCAGCGAGCGUACAUCCGCGUUCUUGAAGAAGCUGUUCAUCUCAAAGCUACAGACUUUGACGUUACUGGUCACGAAGAACUUUUGGUCGUGCUUGCGGAGCUGCGUCAUACAAUUUACGAGCAGGAAAAAAAUGUCGUGGAGAAAAGUGAUCAGCUUGAAUCAAUUCAAGGGCAACUCGACCAAGAGCAACAGCGACAACGUGCGACCUUCAAUGACCUCGAAGCUGCAAGAAAGCAGUUGGAAGAAAUGGAUGUGCUAUUUCGUAAAAACUAUGAAGAUGUACAGUGUCAACUAUUGAAAAAAGUGCAAGAGAUGAAUGAGCUUCAAACUGUCGUAUCGGAUGCUCAGCGAUUGCAUGAAGCUCUACAAGACCGUCUACAGGCAGCCAUAACAGCUAAGACUGCGAUGCAAGCAACGAUUAAUGACAUGACACGAAUUAUUAAAUCACUGAAUGAGCAGUUCGAAAAUAGCAUUUUGAAAUGUGAAGAAACGCAAAAAGAAGCUGAGAGACUGCAAAAUGAGUGUACAGCGAAGCAAACCCAUCUCGAUGAUAUGAAUGUGCUACAAGAAGAAUUGCUCGAUUCUGUCGACAACUACGUGUGUAAACUUAAGAAAUCGCGAGAUAAAGUGAAGCGUCUUCAAGCAGAGCUAAAGGUGUGGCAAGAGAAGGAAAUGUUAUCUCAAAAUCAAUUAAAGGAGGUAGCACGGGUAUCGGAUGAGCGAAUUAAUGUGCUGUAUGCAGAAGUCGAGGCUACAACGCUUGGUAAGCGAGAGCUUGUGGCCCAAAAUGUCAUACUCAUGCACGAUAAUAGUAGCCUGAAGCGCACACUUGCGGAUGUAAAAAAACAACUUGAUAAACUGAUACAAGCGAGGGAUACUCAAGAAGAGAUGAUAGAUACAAAAACACAGCGAUUUUGUCAAAUGGAGCAAGAUAUAGCAGAGCUAGAAGCAGCGCUUUCAGCUGCAUUGUACACAAUAUCCGAUACUUGUCGACGGCGAGCCAAGACUGACGAUAAUACAGACGACACUGAAGCAGAUCGAUCUGCGUUUUUACAAAAUGAUUUUGUGCUAUGCGAUUUAAAAACAUGUUGUCAAGCACUCACCACAUUCAUAACAAGAAAAAUGCCGAUACGAAUCUUUUUAUUGGGUCGCGCCUUAAACGAUUUGUGCAUCUGCGUUGCUACAAUUGGAGAACGAGUGGUUACCGAAGUGAAUCGAGCUCUUGCAUCAUGGGCACGAGAACGUGAUGAUCUCGUUGCAGCCUGUGCGACACUCGUAGCCACUGCAUCAUUGUGCAAGCACGAGAUGGAAAAUCGGCACGAUGAGAUUCGAGACUGUCGAGAGGAGUUGGUUACGCGUGAAGCGGAGAUCGAGCGGUAUGUUGUCCAACAAGAUACUCUCCACGAGAAGUUGCGAAGUGCAACUGUCGAUUGCGAAGAGUUCUAUGCACUAAAAGAACUUGCGAAGUACCAAGGUGAAAUCCUAAAGGCAAAGAAGUCAGCGAUUCGAGACCUUUCAGCCAAAAAUGACCGAUUAGCUUUAAUGGGAAAAGCGCUCGAGUCGGAUGUGGCGGCACUUAGUCAGCAAAUUCAGGAUCAAAAGUCAAAAAUUCACGACCAGAAGCGAUAUGCUGAUGAAAAAAAGCAGGUUCUUGAAAAGGCUGCUGCAUUUGCGGAAGAGCAGAACGAAUACAAUUGCCAGCUUCAAUCUCAGCUUGCAGAAAUGCGAAUGUCUCAACAAGAACAAAAUGACUUGGUCAAGACGCUAAAGGAGCAGAUUGCAGCUUUAUUCAGUCAGAUACUGAGGUUUAUCAAGUACUUAUUACAAUCAGUAACAGCAACCGAUUAUAAUCUUCAGGAUGAUCUCAAACUCGUUGAAGCUGAGUUUCAAAAAGGCGAUGUCACCCGUUUGCUUCAGCUCUUUCCCGACUUGCUAAAUAAAUUCAUCGACAACGAAGCUUGUCACUUGGAUCGCUCAGUAUUCAAUGACUCGGAUGAGAAUCAAUGGAAAUUUAAAGCGUUAGACGCCAAUAUUCACUCCAAACACAUUAAUGCGAGUAAACCCGCAUUAAUAGUGAAGCCACCUGCUCGAUCUAUAUCUUCAUCAUUUGAUGCCCAAAAUGAUAAAUCGUCUCAGUGCUUUCUUGAAAUGGAGGAGGAAGGUUUGGCUGAGCAGUGGAAGUUCAUACAAGAUGCCUUCCGAAGCUACAAAAUCACUUAA
Messenger RNA from Plasmopara halstedii, 2799 nucleotides. RefSeq lists its product as uncharacterized. The transcript is spliced from 3 exons. Lineage: Eukaryota; Oomycota; Peronosporomycetes; Peronosporales; Peronosporaceae. The record is from RefSeq and is a predicted model, not a curated record. Bases 1 to 2799 code for a protein of 932 amino acids.